Molecule: messenger RNA, 259 nt
Organism: Staurois parvus
Lineage: Eukaryota; Metazoa; Chordata; Amphibia; Anura; Ranidae
Source: the annotation of a GenBank genome assembly
UGCUGACAGCGAGGGACAUCUACACUGAUCAUCAAUGCCACCUGUCAGCGCCCAUCAAUGCCACAUACCAGUGCCCAUCAGUGCACAUCAAUGCCACAUAUCAGUGCCUACCAGUGCACAUCAAUGUCACAUAUUAGUACCCAUCAGAACUACCUUUCAGUGCCAGCUAUCAGUUCCAGUCAGUGCCGCCUAUCAGUGCCAGUCAGUGUUGCCUAUCAGUGCCGUUAAUCAGUGCCACCUGUCAGUGCCGCCUAUCAGU